ACCCCGAGUUGAUUCGAACGCGAGUUUGUAUCGGUAGUUCAUUAAUGUUCCAUGUGCCUUGGACCGAUGCAUGGCAAUCGCGCGAAGACAUUUGAAGACAACCCUGCUACUUCCAUUGUAUCGCCGUGGAAUAAUUAUGCACAGGUAACAGCCGAGUCGAGAGGCGUUGGAAGCGAGCCGGGAGCCAGUGAGAACAGUCCGCGCGCCCGCCGAGAUACAUCGACGUCUGCCCGCAUAGGAUGGUAGAAACUGACCCGGGGCCCAAACCUCACGAUUGUGAUGUAAAAAGGAACCACCAAUUAAACGGACCAGGUUCCAAGACUGCAGAACUUGCAGUCGUCCCAUCGCUGAAGACACCAGUCAAAGGCGAUCCGGAAAAAGGCCCAGUCUCUGAGAAAGCUGACUUCGAGAAAGCUAUCGAAUUAGCCGGAUAUGGCCGCUUCCACUACCUGCUGCUGGCGGUCUGCGGACUCGUCAGCACGUCCGAGGAGAUGGACGUCAUCUCCAUGUCCUUCAUCCUGCCGUCGGCGCAGUGCGACUUAGAUCUCACCACGCAGACUAAGGGAUGGCUGAACAGCAUAAUCUUCAUCGGCAUGAUGGCCGGCGCGUACGCGUGGGGCUCGGUGGCAGACUCGCUGGGCCGCAAGCGCGUGCUCAUCGCCAUCUCCGUGAUCAACGCGCUAGCUAUCGUGGCUUCCUCCUUCAGUCAGAACUACGAGCUCUUCAUGUUGUUCCGCUUCAUCAACGGAGCUGCAUUAGGAGGCUCAGGUCCCGUCAUCUGGUCGUACUUCGCAGAGUUCCAGCCGAAAAACAAGCGCGGAGCUAUGUUGAGCUUCAUGGCUGCUUUCUGGACGCUCGGCAACCUGUUCGUGGCCGGUCUUGCCUGGGUUAUAAUCCCCAGCGGAAUUGGAGGAGAGACUAACGGCUUCGUGUACAACUCAUGGCGUAUCUUCUUACUUGUGAUGUCUCUGCCAUCAUUCGUCGUCGCCGCACUCCUGUUCCUCUUGCCCGAGUCCCCCAAAUUCCUCAUCUCCACCGGUCGCCACGAGGACGCGCUGGAAGUCUUCCGGGGAAUCUACGUCAUGAACACCGGCAAGAGCAAGGACCAAUACCCCGUCAAACAACUCUUGGUAGAAGAACCCAUGCAUACGAAGCCGGAGAAGCAGAUUGACACGAAGGAGCCACAAGUGCCUAAGUCUAAACUAAGGAGGAUGUUCAGCGACAUUGUGGAGCAUAGCAAGCAGUUAUUCGUACCACCCAUACUCAAGUUCACGACGAUAUCCAUCACCAUCAACUUCACUUUCCAUAUCGGGUACUACGGACUUAUGAUGUGGUUCCCUGAAAUGUUCAACCGUUUCGACGAGUGGUCGAGAAUGAACGACAACGCACCAGCAGACAUUUGUCAGGUGACCCGGUACGUGACGCAGUACGGCACGCACUCUGCCGACGCGACGUGCGACUCCAGCAUCCGGUCGGACGUAUUCAUGGAGUCUCUCAUCACCGUGGCCGCCGCCAUCCCCUCCAAUAUCUUUGCCGUGCUGGGCAUGGACCGGCUCGGACGCAAGUUCUUCCUGGUAUUUGCGACGUUCUCGGCCGGGCUGUGCUCUGCGGCCAUGUACUUCGUGUACAACAAGACUAACAACCUCAUCGUUAGCGCCAUCUUCAGCUCUGUCAUCUCGUGCGGUAACGCCUCGCUCGACUGCCUCAUUACUGAGGUCUUCCCCACCAACUUACGAGCGACUGGCGUGGCGGUAUCCAUGGUGGCAGCCAGGCUCGGCGGCAUCAUGGGCAACGUAGUGAUCGCGGCGCUGCUGGAUCAGUACUGUCCAGCGCCCACCUUCAUCGUGGCCGUGCUGCUGGCCAGCGGCGGCCUCAUGUGCCUCUUCCUGCCUAACACCACAAGACAGGCCCUGCAGUAAUCUAUGGCUCUUGAGAUUGUCUUCGUCUCCUAGACUGUUCAGGACACUGCGAACUUGUUGUAAUCGGGAUCGUCAUCUUUUUACCCGGUUAGUUUAAAUAUUGUUCCGGCGCUUGAAGACUUGGCCCAAAAAUUAGUGUAAAGGUUUUGUGGAAACAUUUACAGCGGGAGUUCUCUAAGUGUUCUUAACAUUAUAGCUAGGGACAAGAUUAUUUGAGUUCGACUUUACCGUAGGAGUCAUGAAGUCUAACACCCGCGCAUACCUAACUUGCUCAGAUAAAUGGAAAAGGGGAUGCGGUUCUAAGAACUGUUCCGCGCGAUUUAAUUAUUUCUAUUGACGCGAUCGCGUUGGACACGAGCUCUUAAGUUGGAUUGUCUAACAACGAUAACGCGCAUAAUAAUUAGUUUUUUCAAAGCAAGUCAAGGAAUCCGAUGUAAUGUUUUGUUACAAGUGGGAACGUUGAUGUUCGUAUAGAAUUUAGUGGUGGUCGAAAUCUGCCAUGUGAUAAAAUUAAGUAUUCAUUCAUUUAAACAUUGUUGUAACUAGUUCGCUCAUAUUUGUACAAUAUUUUUAUACACGUUUUUAAUUUAUGAUAUUAAAUGAAAGGACGAGCAAUAUUUUCUACGAUAGGUAGUAAUAGUAAUAGUGUAAAUAUGGCUGUCGUUACGUUGAAGUUUUACUUGUGUAAAACUAGUAACGAACUGAAACUUGAUACUUGUGAAAAUAUCCUCGCAUCACUCGAAGGUUUUUUUUAAAUAAAUGUAGUUUCUUGAUCCUUCAGCAAUGUUUCAUGCUGUUCCUUUGUUCUUCAAACCCACUCUUCCCUAAUAUUAUAUAAAGUAUUAUAGUUAUAAGAAUUUCCAUUUACAUUUCUGUUGUACAGAUAAGUAAGCAAUGCAAAUAUUUUCAUAUUACGAAUUUAUGUAGCGUUUGUUACCGUAGUAUGUAGUACGUAGUUUGUAGUAAAAAUGAAAGACCAUGCGAUUUUAAUAGAAUGAAGUAAACUGGCUUCUGGUGGCCAUGUCAGGCAAAGGUUACUCAACCCUGUCCUAAAUAAUAUAAGCGCAAUACCUAUUUGACUUUGUCAUUGACAAUACUUUGUUCGAUUAAUUUAAGCAAAUAAAUAUAAUUUUACAUGGAAACGAAUAAAUCAUAUUGAAGAAAUGAA
Molecule: messenger RNA, 3087 nt
Organism: Cydia fagiglandana
Lineage: Eukaryota; Metazoa; Arthropoda; Insecta; Lepidoptera; Tortricidae
Product: synaptic vesicle glycoprotein 2B
Exons: 12
Coding region: 240-1919 (559 amino acids)
Biological process (GO): transmembrane transport
Cellular component (GO): membrane
Molecular function (GO): transmembrane transporter activity
Source: RefSeq, a predicted model, not a curated record